CAUCAACAUAUUCACCAAUUUCUUUGAAUGGGUAAAGUCCUCGGUUUAACUGUCAUUGAGAGGUUAUCCCUGUCAUAACAAUGUUAUCGAGUAUCGUAAAGGAGCACCAGAGUAAGCAGCACGCGAGGAGGGAGGUCCAAGAACAAAAGCGCAAGGAAGCUGUCCAAGCAGCCAACAACUUGACUCAAGCACUUGUGGAUCAUCUGAACGUUGGAGUGGCCCAGGCUUAUUUGAACCAGAAGAAACUCGACGCUGAGGCUAAGCAACUGCAGCAGAGUGCAACGGCCUUCGCCAAACAGACCCACUCCUGGCUGACCCUGGUGGAGUCAUUCUCCAGUGCCUUGAAGGAGAUCGGUGAUGCUGAGAACUGGGCAAGAAGCAUCGAGGGGGACAUGAGGACCAUCGCAACAGCCUUGGAAUAUUCUUACAAAGCAACUCAGGACGUGCAGGGUCCUACCCUCUCAUAAUCCCCAAAAAAUCAACAAACAAUUACGAUUUCAAUAAUUUUAUUGUUGCACAUAUACAGUCGAUAAAUAAAUUCCAAUAAAGGGCAGGAAAUAAACAAUCACCAAAAA
This is a messenger RNA of Diachasmimorpha longicaudata, 575 nucleotides long. RefSeq names its product biogenesis of lysosome-related organelles complex 1 subunit 1 (gene Blos1). The transcript has 4 exons. Lineage: Eukaryota; Metazoa; Arthropoda; Insecta; Hymenoptera; Braconidae. Bases 81 to 467 code for a protein of 128 amino acids. Gene Ontology annotation, biological process: endosomal transport. Gene Ontology annotation, cellular component: BLOC-1 complex. The record is from RefSeq and is a predicted model, not a curated record.